CUCCUGGCCGCUGCCCCAGAGUACCUCCAAAAUGUCCCUCUCCGCAGCCAAAAUGCGCAUCUCUGGCGCAACGAAAACCAACAUGGCCGUCCCCUUCGCGAGGGCCCGCUCUACUGUGGCGACCAGCUCCAGUGUCUCGAUGAUCGAGGCCAAGUCAAGAGUACGGGAACAUGUCAGGAAUAUCAGCCAAACUACAGCCCGCGAUGCUGUUGCUGCUCCGUCUGUGAGGCCAAAUCCGGCUCCAGGCUUCCAGCAGCUGCCUACGAGAAAUAACGUUCCUUACCCUCUUCCCGACCUUGGGCCCAGCUCGGCAGGGCCCCUGGAUCACUCGUUUGUUGGCAUGUCGGGAGGACAGAUCUUCCACGAGAUGAUGGUUCGCCAUGGAGUCAAGCACGUUUUUGGAUACCCCGGAGGCGCCAUCCUGCCCGUCUUUGACGCCAUUUAUAACUCACCACAGUUCGAGUUCGUCCUUCCUCGGCAUGAGCAAGGCGCAGGGCAUAUGGCCGAGGGCUACGCCCGUGUAACUGGCAAGCCGGGUGUGGUCCUCGUCACCUCAGGACCUGGCGCAACAAACGUCAUUACGCCGAUGCAAGACGCCCUCAGUGACGGCGUUCCUCUCGUCGUCUUUACUGGUCAGGUCGCUACCUCCCUCAUCGGCUCCGACUCCUUCCAGGAAGCAGACAUCGUCGGAAUUUCGCGCGCAUGCACAAAGUGGAAUGUCAUGGUCAAGGACAUUUCCGAGCUCCCGCGUCGCAUCAACGAAGCGUUCAAGAUUGCGACGUCUGGUCGACCAGGUCCCGUCCUUGUUGAUUUGCCGAAAGAUGUCACGGCCGGUGUCCUGAGGACGCCCCUGCCGCACAAGGCUACCACGCCUGGCACGCCCCUCGGCCUCCCCACCAACCCCCUGCUCUCAAAUAGUCAGUCGCCCACCGACCUCAUCAUGAUCAAGCAGGCGGCGGACAUGAUCAACAGAGCGGAGCGUCCUAUCAUUUAUGCCGGUAACGGUGUUCUCUCCUCGUCGAUGGGCCCCGAACUUCUGAGGGCCCUCGCUAAGGAGGGCAACAUCCCUGUCACAACAACGCUCCAGGGCCUCGGUGCCUUCGACGAGCUCGACGAGAUGAGCUUGCAUAUGCUCGGCAUGCACGGCUCGGCGUACGCGAACCUCGCGAUGCAGCAAGCGGACGUGAUCAUCGCGCUUGGAGCGCGCUUUGACGACCGCGUCACGGGCAAGGUCGACGCGUUCGCGCCCGCCGCGAAGGCAGCUGCGGCGCAGCGCCGCGGAGGUAUCAUCCACUUCGAGAUCAUGCCUAAGAACAUCAACAAGAUCGUCGACGCGCAGAUCCCGGUCAUGGGCGACGUCGUGACGAACCUCGCGUCCCUCGUGCCACUCAUCAAGCACGCGCCGCGCGCGGGGUGGUUCGCAGACAUCAAGGAGUGGAAAGCCAAGUACCCGUUCACGUACGAGCCGAGCAAACAGGGCGCGGUCAUGAAGCCGCAGGAGGUCAUCGAGGAACUCGACCGACAGACGGCGGAUCGGAAAGAGGAUGUCAUCGUCACGACUGGUGUCGGCCAGCACCAGAUGUGGGCGGCGCAGCACUACCGGUGGAGGUAUCCACGCACGAUGGUCACUUCCGGUGGCUUGGGUACCAUGGGCUUCGGCCUGCCAGCUGCUAUCGGCGCUAAAGUCGGCGCGCCAGAGAAGACCGUCGUUGAUAUCGAUGGUGAUGCUUCGUUCAGCAUGACUGCGAUGGAGCUUCAGACUGCAUCGCAGCACAACAUCGGCGUUAAGGUCAUCGUCCUCAACAACGAGUUCCAGGGUAUGGUGCAGCAGUGGCAAGACCUGUUCUAUGACCAAAGAUACGCGCACACGCGCAUGGUCAAUCCCGACUUCAUUGCGCUCGCCAAGUCGAUGGGCGUGCACGCGAUCCGGGUGCACAACAAGGAGGAGCUGCCGGCGAAGAUGAAGGAGUUCCUCGAGCAUCCGACGGACAAGCCCGUGCUCAUGGAGUGUCUCAUCUCGUCGACCGAGCACGUCUUCCCGAUGGUCCCCGCCGGCAAGGCCCUGCACGAGCAGCUCCUGCACCCGAAGCUCCGCGCAGCGUACUCGAUGAAGACGUAGGCUGCCGCCCCUCUUUUUUGGACUUCUGCGCAUUCACCUGCCUUCACGCCCUACCCAACGCCUAACCGUUGACAUCCGUCAUUUCUGCUACUCCGCCCUUAUACCGGAUUAUAUUUUUUGCUCUAUCGCCGACGGGCUAUUGUCUCCAUAUGGCAUGUACCAUACCUUGUUUAUCUUCUGUACCCCGGAAUUGAGCAUCAAGCAGAACGUCUGCUGGGAAGACCCUGUCUGUAUC
This is a messenger RNA of Phanerochaete carnosa HHB-10118-sp, 2354 nucleotides long. RefSeq lists its product as uncharacterized. Gene Ontology annotation, cellular component: mitochondrion; acetolactate synthase complex. NCBI's taxonomy places the organism in Eukaryota, Fungi, Basidiomycota, Agaricomycetes, Polyporales, Phanerochaetaceae. The coding region runs from base 32 to 2119 and encodes 695 amino acids. The record is from RefSeq and is a predicted model, not a curated record. Gene Ontology annotation, molecular function: magnesium ion binding; acetolactate synthase activity; thiamine pyrophosphate binding. The transcript has 4 exons. Gene Ontology annotation, biological process: L-valine biosynthetic process.